This is a messenger RNA of Knipowitschia caucasica, 279 nucleotides long. NCBI's taxonomy places the organism in Eukaryota, Metazoa, Chordata, Actinopteri, Gobiiformes, Gobiidae. The record is from the annotation of a GenBank genome assembly.
AUGGUGGAGAGAGGAGAGGAGGAGAGGAUGUGUCACUGCACCGAGAAGAGAACAUUGCGGAUCCGUGCGCCACUUCACUCCUCCGGCAUUCUCCCACACGCCGCCUGCACCCACCCUCAGACCGCUCACCCGCGCCAGAGCCAGCAACAAAGAGAGAGGUGGGAACGGGAGAGCAUCGGGGUGAAGGGCACAGCGAGAAAAAGGAAGAAUGUGGUGGAACAGCAGCAGACGGACGGCAGCUCUGAUGGAUCGCGAAACGUGAAGGCGUGGUGUCAAUGA